GCUCGUGGUCUCCAGGGUCUGAUCUGUGCUGCAGGCGGCGGGUCGUAAACACCAGGUCUCUCUCGGUUUUCCCGAUCUCAGUGGAUAAAAUGACGGGUGCAGAGGAGAACAAACAAAUGAGCUGGAGCGCUUCGCAACAGAGCUGUAUUCUUUUUCUUGUUACUGUGAUCUAAUUCAUAUUUGGCUAUUAGAUUGUUUCUUCAUUUUUGAAAACUAAGCAGUGAUGUUCUGUAGUUCUGGAGCUGUUUGUUCGUUGCUGUAGAGCCGAGAUUUGGGUGGGUUAUGAGCACAGGAAAGAAGGUGAUCGUACAUCGUAGGUUUUCCUGAGGUGUGUUGGACAGGAUGUCUGUGGUGGAGAAGAUGAGCGAAGCUCUUGGACUGGAGGCUCUGCGGGGACAGAGCGCUGAUGCUCUGCAGCCCAUUUCCAGAAUGGUACGGGUUUUCAUCAGCUCCACACACUCAGACAUGAAACAUGAGAGAAAUGCGUUCUGGGAGAAGGCCUAUUCUGAGCUGCAGGCCCAUUGUCAAAGCAUGGGUCUCAUCUUUGAGGUAGUGGAUUUCAGAUGCGGAGCACGCGAGAUCUUCGCAGCUAAUCACUUGACAACUGAACUGUGCAUUAAAGAAAUUGAAUCCUGCCAGAGAAAAUCAGAUGGCCCAACUUUUAUUGCUUUGCUCGGUAAUCAGUAUGGUCAUCGGCCCAUCCCUCGCCUCAUUCCAGAGACAGAGUUUGAAUUGCUGAUGUCAAAACUUCCCAAAGAUUCUGAGAGUUUAAUGCUACUUAACCAGUGGUUCUUCAAAGACAGCAACUCAGUCCCACCCACAUACAUCCUCCAGCCAAUCACAACUCACUAUCCUCACUACAGUGACAAAGGCUCAGAGAGCGGAGAGUUGCGUGAUAAUGAUGUCAUAUCCUGGAAUCUGACAGAGUCGCGACUGCUUCAGGUUCUUCGCACCACUGCCCAACAGGCUGAGAGAGACGGGGAUAUAAGCGGCGACCAAAAGCACAAGUUUUUCAAAUCUGUUUUAGAGUAUGAGAUGGAGCACGGCUUUCUCAAGACUCAAAAGGAUGCAACAGCGGUGCUGUUUUUCCGUGAACUGCCCCGACUCAGUAAAAGAAACUACAAGAAAAACUUUGCAAAGUUUCUUCUAGACGUUACAGCUGAUGGCUUGCUGGACAACGAAGCCCGGGAGCUCUUGACCGACCUGAAGCAGCGCAUCUGCAACACGGGGCGCCUCCAACCUCUCUGCAUGGAGCUCAGCAAAGGAGCUAUGGAUCCGAGCCGCAAAGAACACAAGGAGUAUCUGGGACGACUGUGCGAGCAGGUAACAUCCCAAAUAAAGGAACUGAUCAGCAGGAAUGCUUUGCAAACGUCAGGAACUUGUAGCACAGAAGAUCCAGGUUGGUCUCGGUUGAAACAGGAGAUCUUCCAUCAUGCCAUGCUGAGCAAGGAGAGGUGCUCUGUGUUUAAAGGAAGGGACAGCAUUCUGGGAAAGAUUUCCAUUGCCAUGUGGGAGUCUAUGGAUGCUUGCCAUGAACCUUUUCUGGUUCAUGGGCCGUCAGGGGUUGGUAAAACAGCUCUGCUUUGCAAACUGGCACAAGAAGCACGAGGUGUGGUUGACCAUCGAGGAGUUGUGGUGCUCAGGUUGCUGGGAACAUCUCCACUCAGCUCGGAUAUCGACUCUGUUCUCAGAGGUGUUUGUCUUCAGGUGUGCGGCGCUUUAGGGUUGCAGCUCCCCUAUCCACAUAUAUCCAACACGCACGAAGAGCUAGUCCGUUUUUUCCAUUCAAUGCUGGAAGAUGUGUCAAAACAAGGAGACACACUCCUGCUCAUUCUAGAUUCAUUGGACCAGUUGUUAGAGGCAAACAAACCUCCUCAACUAGACUGGAUACCUAAAGUCAUCCCUCCCAAUGUGCAAAUUGUACUCUCUGUUUCUGAUGAAAGCUUUGAGAAAUAUAAAUCUUUGGUUUCAGCAGAACAAAACAAGUUUGAAGUGGAACCUCUCACGGACAAUCAAGGGAAGGACAUCAUUGAUGCCUACUUGAGCGCAGCUGGUCGCAAACUGACCUCAGCACAGUUGGGCACCAUCUUAAACAGCUUCCAGCAAAGCAGAAGCCCUUUGCAUCUGAAACUCUUGCUAGACACGGCCAAACAGUGGUCGUCCAACACAUCCAUGUCUAAUGUUCGCCUGGGCAACUCUGCACAGGAAGUGAUGACACAGUUUGUGGAGACACUUGAGGAGAAUCAUGGCAAGAAGCUAGUUAGUCAUGUACUGUGCUUCAUAUUGUUAUCAAGAAAUGGUCUAUCAGAGGCAGAGUUACAGGAUGUGUUGUCAUUAGAUAAUGACGUUCUGGCUGAAAUUUAUAAGUACUGGCUUCCUCCAAACCACACACUCCUGCGCUUCCCACGACUUCACUGGUCUCGUCUCUGGCAUGACCUCAGCACUCAUCUGACAGAGAGAUGGGAGGGUGGUGUUAUUCUGCUGUCUUUCACUCACAGGCAGUUUGCAGAGCUGGUAAGGAAAAGAUAUCUGUUAUGCGAUAUAAAAGCUGACAUGCACACCAUCCUCGCUGAAUAUUUCUCAGGACAGUGGAGUCAAGGGCAGCUCAGGCCUAUCCUUCUGCCCUCACUAAGUACACUGCUCAAUGCUGACAGAAAGGUACCACCCCAGCCCUUGUGGUUCUCUGAAGAAGUUGCUAAUGUGCGGAAGCUCCAUGAACUGCCCUAUCACCUCGCUCAUGCAGGCAAAUGGGAGGAGCUACGCCAAUCAGUGCUUGGCAGUCUGGACUGGUUAUGUUGUAAAACUCUGCAGUGCGGCGUGAGCUGUGUGAUUCAGGACCUGUCGCUUUGCACUGACCUCAAAGAAUGUCCUGAGAUACAAAUGCUGAAAGAGACAUUUCUGCUUCUUAAGCCCUCAUUAGAUUUUAGCGAUGGCCGUGUGGAUCCCUCACUUUUGGUCACGGAGAUCUUGUCCAGGCUUCAGUGCCUCACUGAUCUCUACCCCUCCAUGAUUGGUCAGCUGUGUUCUCAGUGCGUCGACUGGUUUGCUUCAUGUACUGAUCCAGUGCUUGUGCCCAAAAGCUGCUUCUUUCAGGCCCCUGGUGGCCCACUGAAGAGCACCCUCACAGGGUUCACUAGAGGGGUUAAGGCUGUUGUUUUGUGCUCAAAGAGAGAGCUGCUGGUAGCAGGUUCAGAGGAAGGGCUGAUCAUAGUCUGGAGUCUGAACCAUCUCCAAACUCUUAACAGUCUUUCUGGACACACUGCGGGGGUGCUGUCCCUGAAGCUAAUGGACAAAACCAAUCACUGUCUGUCUACUGGACUCGAUGGCACACUAAGAAAAUGGUGUCUGAUAAGUGGACAACAGCUUUUCUGUAUCAAUGACGCAGUGUCUGUCCAAACACACACACCUACCCAUGUUUACAUGAUUGAAGAAAGGAAGAUUAUCAUAACCAACCCAAACGGCCUAGUUAAAGCUUGGCACGUGGACACUGCAGAACCCCUGUAUGAGCUGACAGCAGGGGUCUGUUCUGUUCUUGGCGUUGUGGGAGAUGCAGUAGCAUGCUUAUGCAGUGAGGGGGCGCUCUGUUUUUAUGACAUAUCCACUGGCAUGCAGCAUUCUCAGACCCCCCUUCCCGGUCCUGCUGGACACCACAAUAUCACUUGCUCUCUGACCCUCACCAAAUACUCCAAGAUACUCAUUGCUUUUGGGGAAGGCCGUCUUCAUUCAGUAUGGAGCCAUGGCAAUGAGUCUGUGGUUGAUCUUCCCUCUCCAGCUUUGUUCCUCAGAACAUCUGAGGAUGAAAAAAUGCUGUUUGCAGGAUGUAACCGAACAUUGUGUGUGUUCCUCGUGACGCGGACCUCAAUUCAGAAGGUUUUGGAUCUUUACCAUGAUGCGUCAGUCUUGUGUGCCGUCUCAAGCAGUGAAGGCAGCGAAAUCAUCACAAGUGCCCAGGAUCGGAUUAUACGGGUGUGGAGCGUAACCACAGGAGCCCUGCUGGACUGGAUCGGUGUAAUGGAUUCAGCUGUGGCCUCUUUGGCUGUUCAUCAGCGCACCGUUGUCUCUGCCUCCAUUAUUGCCAACCAGCUCAAAGUAUGGCAGCUGGAUUACAACACCAAGCACAGGAUCAAAACUUUCAUCCCAGCUUACUGCCCUCUAGUGGCCCUGUCGAAAGAUGGUGAAACUGUAUUCUAUGUGAAAGAAGGAAAUAAAACAGAGGUUUUUACCUGGAGCUGCACGGAAGGUCUACGGCCUGGCAGUAUGGACGUGUCCUCAGAAGUGUGCUGUAUUGAAUUAGCCCAGCAGAAACGCUUGCUCUUUUGUGGAUUGAGGACUGGUACCAUCCUUAUUUACCCACUAGACUUUGCCCUAGAAACCCUGUGCCUGCCACCUCCAGAAAACCUGCCGACGGUUCGCAGCAUGGCCAUCAGCCCGCGGGAGGACAGAAUGGCAGUGGCAUAUGAGGAUGCAGUUUGUCUCUUUGAGAUUACAUCUAGAGACAGCUUCCCAUGCGUGGACGGCCCAUUUGAGAGGUAUUCUCUGCUCAUGCUGCACUCCCCGAUCUCUGCCAUGGCCCUGCUGUCCGACUGUAGGCUGCUCUAUGGAACAUUUGGUGGCGAAGUGGUGAUCUACGACUUUAAGACUGCCACUGCAGCUGAGCUGGAUCAUCAUGGUGCAGCCAUUACCUGCAUCACCAUGAGCAACUGGGAUGUGCAGGCGCUGAUUGGCUCUCAGGACUGUGUUCAGAAGCUGUGGAACCUGAGUCCCGUCUUGUUGAAUCACACCAUGGAGUACAAGGGUUUUUAUUUUGAAGGCGUCCUCUGUGCGGUCUUCUCAGUAAAUGAUAAAUACAUCUUCACUGGAUCACUGGACAAAACCAUCAAGGUCUGGGAUGUCUCUAGUGGUAGUUUGCUGUACAUCCAGUUUGUCUACUCUCCAGUGAUAAAGAUGAUGCCACACAAGGAUGGAUUUGUUGCUAUGACCCAGUACGGCUCUUUCAUCAAGGAAGCCUUUCGCUGUCCAGACACUAUUAAACCUGGAUACAACCCCCUCCGUAACUUUAGAGCACAUUACCGAGUCACCUCUCGGGAGAAAAACCUGAAUGCUCCGCACACUGUGAUCAACGAGCUCCCAGAUUACAACCCUGCUCAGUUCAAUUUCAUUGGCAUGGGUUUGAUAAAAAGCAAACCAUCCAAUACAUGUGUUCUUCUUUAAAUACAUUCUAGUUUCAGCAGCCCACUA
Molecule: messenger RNA, 5238 nt
Organism: Puntigrus tetrazona (Sumatra barb)
Lineage: Eukaryota; Metazoa; Chordata; Actinopteri; Cypriniformes; Cyprinidae
Gene: nwd1
Product: NACHT and WD repeat domain containing 1
Exons: 19
Coding region: 343-5211 (1622 amino acids)
Molecular function (GO): ATP hydrolysis activity; protein binding
Source: RefSeq, a predicted model, not a curated record